CACUUCGUGUCCAAGCUGGAUGACUAUAUUCAGAGCUUCAUUAUAAUAUAUACAUCGAUGACAUUGUCGUGCAUUAUUCUUUAAAAAAAUGUUCAACAAGGCGGGGAUACAAGCCACAGUUUACGUGUAUAUCAUCAUGAUGAUUACCGGCGUUCAAACCGGAAAGCUCCAAAUACUUCGAGGACAGUCCGCCUCAAUGGCGUGCUUUUUCCGAGAAUGGGAUAAAACAACUUUGAUCCGAUGGAGGUCAAAGGAAGGAAUUUUAACGAGGGGAACACAAGUUUACAAACAGAACAACAUUGAGGUUCAAAAGCCGACUGAAUACGACUGGAACCUAGUUAUUAAGAAGGCGGAUGAUGGGUUUGCAGGAAAUUAUACGUGUGAGACAGAAAAUGGGACGGUCAUAGCUCAGUACACCCUGGAAAUAAUCUAUCCGCCUCGGAUUAUACAAGACAGGUCGUCUGCUACUCGUGUGGUGUUCGAAGAAGGCAGCACGCCGAAUCUGACGUGCCACUUCUCGGGUGUUCCUACGCCUACAGUGUGCUGGUAUCGGGGGUUGAGGGACGCCUUAGACACGGGCAUAACUGGUGAGAUACUGCGUUUGCCGGGCGUUACUCGCUACGCGUCUGACAGUUACAUUUGCGAAGGCAAGAACUCUGUUAGCAGCGUUAACCACACGAUCGACCUGCAAGUGAACUUCCCUGUGGAGGUUGAUGUGAUGGAGGAGGAAAUCCAAGUCCAAGCUGGCGCAGUUGUUUCCCUGGUAUGUGCUGUGGAGGGACAGCCGAUAAAAGAAGGAUACUGGCGGGAUCCGCAGGGCAAGACGAUCAUCUCCGAUUGGAAAUUUAAUGUCACUACUGAAAAAGACGGCGAUUUCCCGGUUAUGUGGUUUAUAACCGCAACUUCCAGAUUUAGUGCACUUGUGUCUGAAUACGACUUUGGAGACUACAUCUGUGUAGGAGUAGGGGGCAGCAAUUCCGCAAGUAAAAUGACUCGACUGGUGAAAUAAGAUUCAGCGAGUGAUGUGAUCAACCACAAUUAAACGAAGAAUUGUUUCCAUAGUCACUUGCAAACAAACGUUUAUACAGUGUUAGUCUUUAUUUCUAACAUGAAAACAAAAAACAACAAGACGCAAUUAUGAUUUAAAAUAUUAUCAUACAUGCAUUCAAGGGUUAAAAAAAGAUUUUUAAUUAUAAUCGAGUACCUUUUAUAGCAGCUUUGUUCAUAUAGGUACACACAAUAUAAUUGUAAUAUGUGUGCCAUAACGAUUUAAAAACUCUUUUGAAACGAAUUGGUAAUAUACCGUUAAUUUAUUCAUGAUACUAUUGAUAAUUGGUCAGCAAAAGUACUUUUGGAUUUGCAAACAUGGACAGUGUUGCUUUUCACACUUGACAAGGAAAUCACAUAAUUGGACUCAGGUUUUUGAGAAUUCAUACUUGAUGCAUUUAUGUGAUGAAUAGCCGGAAAAAACAUAAAUUGUUAUCACGAUUUGUUUGUUCAGCGACAAAUAAACCACUGAUAUCAUGCAUAAGCUUACCAGUCUAAGGCCACAUACAUAUUAUUCUUUUUUCAACACUGAAUGUCGUGUAGUUUUAGCUUACAACUUAAAACACACGAGUAAAGUGCUGCAUUAAAAUUUGGCAUGUAACACGUUAGUUAUCUUACCGAAGAUGAAUCAACAACAAAUAAACAGGCCUAAUGCAUCCUUCAAAUGAUAAAAUAACAGUGUGUACACGAACCUGCCAUAACCCAGUCAAUCUCGUAUCACGUCUUCAAGCAUAAAUAUAUUGAAGAGUUUAUUUACCAGUGUCUGCAUGCUGCAAAAUGAUAUUAUGAAUAUAACGUAGAUUAUCUCUUGCAUAUAUAGACUAAGCUACAUUGUGUCCAUUGUUGUUUCAUUAUUUGUAUACCUCGGUUAUGUUUACUUAUCGUAAAGAAAGUAGCUGAAAAUGAAUUCUGCUAUUUCUGACGUGAAAUUAGAAAGUGUUUAACGUGGUUUUGAUUGCUUAUUGCGAUACUAAUAUGUAUCUUGAUACUUUUUUGUCAAAGGGCAGUUGACUUUGUUAUUACUAAAUGUUGAGUUUAUUAACUGUGUAACGUUGUUAAAAUAUAAACAAUCAAUAACGUACACGAUUUAUUAACGCAUAGUACAAGUCUGACAAGGGAUUAAUAGUAUCCUGAGUGCGAAGUACUGUUUUCCAAACAGUAUCGAUAUCUGAGCUUGUUUAGAUGACUGCAUUUCAAAGGAAUUGUAUUCGUUCGUAAAUGAAUUUCAUGUGCACUUUAAUUGUGAGUGUUGGGGUGUAGUGGGCAUAGAUGACAAUGGAAGAAGAGCUACCUGUGUGCUGAGUGGUUGGUUAAAAACAACACAAGAACACACACCCGUUGAGCUGAAAUGAACAUUUUCCACUUAGUAUGAACAUAGUUACAAUUCUGAUACAUUCAAUUCUUAAUUAUAAGACUUGGUCAUGCGGAUAAAAGAAUGGACCCGAGGUCAUCUGUAAAGAGCUAUUUAGAUAAGUAUAGUAGCUACAACGAUGUCGACAUAUUUCAGGAAACACCGCAACCAAAACCUAAGAACACUUGUACCAAUUUAAUAAAGGUGCUCUGUAAUGAAAAGUCGAGCUUUGAACUACUUUUUGACAUUUGCUAUUUCGAUUAGGGCAUUUUGAGUCCUCUAUAAUUGAAUCCGUACGCCAGGCAACAUGAGGAAAACGUUAUGUAAAAUUAUGUAAACUAUGACGUCAUCGCCCUGCAAUUUUGAAGAGUUGAGGGGAAUUCGCCUAAAAUGAUGUUUAGCAAUUAAGAUUGAAAACGCAUUGAUAAUAUUUUGUUUGUUUAUGUAUUGAAACCAAUAUUGUUCAUAAACUAUACGGUAUUUUAUGGCAUGUAUUAUACAGCGGUGUUCUUUAAAAUAUAUUACAGAUUGUCAUGUUGUCUUUUUGAUUUGACUAUAUAUAUCUCCUGACUUUAUGUUGAUAAUUUCACAUUUAUAAACGUUGACACCACAUAUAUUUUAACUAAUGUUUAAAUAAAAGAUCGAAACAUUGAA
Molecule: messenger RNA, 3052 nt
Organism: Dreissena polymorpha
Lineage: Eukaryota; Metazoa; Mollusca; Bivalvia; Myida; Dreissenidae
Product: hemicentin-1-like
Exons: 9
Coding region: 89-1009 (306 amino acids)
Cellular component (GO): neuron projection
Source: RefSeq, a predicted model, not a curated record